AUGGUUGUGGCCUUCCUGGUGGCGUAUCACCAAAACAAGCAGCUAAUAGGAGAGAAGGGGCUGCUCCCUUGUAAACUGUACCUGCAGAACGUCAAAAAGUAUUUCAAAGGGAAGAUAAACCUGGAUGCUCUGAGCUAUGCGCCAACAAUCAUCUGGUUUCUGGACUGGUCAGACAUGGACAGCAUCUUGGACUACCUCUCCCUGUUUGGCCUGGCAACUUCAGCCUUUGUAUUGGUAACUGGAUGUGCAAACAUGGUCCUCAUGGCUGUCCUGUGGGUCCUUUACCUCUCGUUAGUCAAUGUUGGACAGAUCUGGUAUUCCUUUGGAUGGGAAUCGCAGCUCCUGGAAACAGGGUUCCUGGGGAUAUUCCUCUGCCCUCUCUGGACCCUCUCCCGCCUGCCCCAGCACACGCCUCCUUCCAGCAUCGUCAUCUGGGGAUUUCGGUGGCUGAUUUUCAGGAUCAUGCUUGGAGCGGGGCUGAUUAAAAUUCGAGGAGAUCGCUGCUGGAGAGAGUUAACUUGCAUGGAUUAUCACUACGAGACACAGCCAGUGCCCAACCCCAUCGCCUACUUCAUGCAUCGCUCGCCGUGGUGGUUCCAUCAGUUCGAGACCCUGGUCAAUCACUUCAUCGAGCUGGUGGUGCCGUUCUUUCUCUUCCUGGGACGGCGGAUGUGCAUCGUACAUGGCGUCUUGCAGAUCCUCUUCCAGGUGCUUCUGAUCAUAAGUGGAAACCUGAGUUUCCUCAACUGGCUCACCAUCGUGCCCAGCAUCGCCUGCUUCGACGACGUCAGCCUGGGGUUCCUCUUCAGCUCCAAGCGAGGGGGGGUGAAAGAGCGGGUGGCGCAGAUGCAGCUCAAAGAGGCAGCCGAGGAGCAGCUUCCCCUGCGAUACGGCUGCUACGUCCGCAAAGUGGUGAACAUCUCCUUUGGCCUCCUGAUUGCUUAUCUCAGCAUCCCGGUUGUCCUAAACCUGCUCAACUCCAGACAAGUCAUGAACACCUCGUUCAACCCUCUCAGAAUAGUGAACACCUACGGAGCUUUCGGGAGCAUUACCAAGGAGAGAACAGAAGUCGUCCUUCAGGGGACGUCCAGCCUGGAUCCCAAUGACCCCGCUGCUGUCUGGGAGGAGUAUGACUUCAAAUGCAAGCCUGGGGACUUGAAGAGGAGGCCGUGCUUUAUCACCCCCUACCACUACCGCCUGGACUGGCUUAUGUGGUUCGCUGCCUUCCAGACCUACGAGCAGAAUGAAUGGGUAAUCCACUUGGCUGGGAAGCUGCUGGCCCAGGAAGAAGAGACCUUGUCCUUGAUGGCAACGAACCCAUUUGCAGGCAGAGCACCCCCACGGUGGAUCAGAGGGGAACACUUCAAGUACAAAUUCAGCCGACCUGGGGGAAAGCACGCCAGCGAGGGGAGGUGGUGGAUUCGGAAGAGGAUCGGCCCUUACUUCCCUCCUGUCAACCUCCAGGGCCUGAAGAAGUUUUAUGAAGACAGGAAUUGGCCUUACCCCGUGCGGGACUGAUGGAGAAAGACGAGCAAGGUCAAGAGGGACCGGCUGGAGAAGAGGGAGAGCGGUCAUGUUCCUUCCAAACUACAUGUCUUGCCUCUCUCUGUGUUUUUUAUCCGCAUCCUUGUUUACACAUAUUUUACAGAAGGUUCCCAGCCAACCUGUCCACCUGCUGUUGUGGUCUGGUUUUUCUCAUCUUUCUGUUUCUUUCUGUUCAACCUUCUCACCAUGGCCUUGCCUGAUGGAUUUCUUUUGCCAGGCUGCUCCGUUCGGAAAUCGUCAGCUCUAGAAUUUGGGAAAAAGGUGAACAAAUACUGUGAUUAGUUUUGGGUAGGUGUUAGUGUUGCUUUCCCCAACCCCAUUGCAUUGUGUGAUGGCUGCAGAGGUGCAAGGGGAGAUUUCGGGGCGGUCUCCUGCCUCAGCCGGUGCCCCCCGGGGCUCACAGGUUCCCUGGGAUCUGGCAUCGGGCAGAGCAGCCAAGUCCUGCUCCGCAGCCGGCUCGUGCAGAGCUGAUGCUGGCCCGGCACGGGGCACCGCUCCUCCAUCCCAUUCCAUCCCCACGUGCGCCGCCAGCACUGAGCCAUCAAAGCUGCUUUAUUCCCAGCAUAGCUGUCCCCACACUGCCCUUGCUGUCGCCCUGGGAAGGGCCCGGUCACUGCCUUCUCACUGCAGGUUAAUGACCGGGCUGAGCUACGUGUCCUGCCCGCCAGGCACAGUCCC
Pygoscelis adeliae (Adelie penguin) is the source of this 2223-nucleotide messenger RNA. RefSeq names its product lipase maturation factor 1 (gene LMF1). Gene Ontology annotation, cellular component: endoplasmic reticulum membrane. Gene Ontology annotation, biological process: protein maturation. The transcript has 11 exons. NCBI's taxonomy places the organism in Eukaryota, Metazoa, Chordata, Aves, Sphenisciformes, Spheniscidae. The record is from RefSeq and is a predicted model, not a curated record. The coding region runs from base 1 to 1518 and encodes 505 amino acids.